AUGGGGGAAUUUCAAUAUUUUGCAGAAUUCAUGGAAGAAUGGUUAACGAGAAAAGGAGCAUCUAAGACGAACGCGGAUGUUUUAUUGGAAAGAAUAGAAGAAAGUAUGGACCAUAUGCUGCAAAAUAUAUACCAGGACGCAGACUUGGAGGAGAAGGUAUACUGCAAUGAGCUUGAUAAUAACAAUGAACCAAAAUUGAAGGAUGAAGCAAGUAUAGAGCUGUGUAAAAUUUUAAUAAGAAUAUUCUACUGGAUAGGUGGAUUAAGACAAAGGGGAGAUAAAGAGAAAAGAAUAUGGGAAUGGAUAAAAGAAGUGCUGACCGCUCCAGAUGAGAAGAAACUGCAGGAUUACUUAAGAUGUAUAAUGGGUAAAAUAGUAAUAGUAAGAAUAUUCGGUAAACAUUGUAGGUUGAAUGAAGUUACUCCAAUUGUAAAAAAGGCAAUAGACGAAACCAAAGGUGAAAAAGGUUUCCAGAAGGAACAUGAGAAAUGUGAGAAAAUAGAUUUUCAAAGUUUAAGUAUUGGGGGAAAAUUUUUCUCGGAAGAAAUAGAAAAGUCCAUAAUGCAGGAUAAGUUGAGGAGAGGGGAAACUAUUAAGAGAAUAAAAGAACAGGGGAAAUGUGGAGGGAAGAAUUUUUAUAAUGAAACAGAAAAUAAUAAAAUAAAGGGCAAAUGGAAGAGUACUGCUGAAUUACUUGGACUGAAGGAUGAGGAUCAUCUGCAAGAAUUGAUCGCUGAUAGUAAUACGUGGUCAAGAGGAGGAUUAGACAAAAUACUAUGUUACGUAAGGGAUAAAGGGGGGAUUGAGAAAGUAAAGGGAAUAUUAGUGCAAGGGUAUAAUAGUGUAGACGGAGAAUAUAGAAAAUCGACGGAGAAAGCUCAACGAAGCGGAGAGGACAGGUGCGCAAGCUAUCAUACUGGAAGAGGAACUAAUGAGGAAGAUAGUCCACUUCCAUCCGUCAUCCAAAGAUUUAGCAGCGGACAGAGUAAUAAGUCUCCCGCCACUGAUGCCUCGCCUGCUACUUCUAAUGCAGAAAAUGAAAGUAGUGUUCAGACGAAACCUACUGAAGGUGAUCCUGUCGUAGAAAAGGCUAAGGAUGAUGUUGUCAGCGAUGAUAAGAAGGAUGGUGAUGUUAUUGCAGGUGUAGGUGGUUCUACCCUUACUCAGCUUACUGGGCAGAAGGACGCCAGUCUCCCCCCCAAUCCGAAUACUGCUCCAAUAAGUUCAGGGAACUCUGCAGGUAGCACAUUUAGUACUCCGGAAGGAACAGGUUCAGACCCGAAGACUGAAAUAACAGCUGUUCUAGCAGCAACACCAAUCGACACUUCAGCAUCAUCACAAGCUCCAAUAAGAACACCAGUACAAACACCACAGUAUUUUGGAUUGUUCGGCCCCCAAAAAAAGCGUUACAAACGUAUGACACAAAUACCCCGUCCCCCUUUAGAGGAACACAAUGACGGAACGGAUCUAACGAUAUCCUAUGCACCGCAUGGAUACCGUAUGAUUAAAACACGCCAUCCUACACAUAAAGUAGAAAUGCUCAGUGCAGAACCUAUCCACAGAAAAUUAAACAAAACAACUAUUAUUGACAUCCACUUAGAAUCACUAAACGAGUGCCCAAACCAGAACCACGAGUCCGAAUUAAUGAGCAAAGGCGAUUUUCUUCAAAUCAUCGUGGAAGAAUUUAUGAAAUUUGGGUUUAUGAAUAAAGGGAACAUAAAGGGAGGAACAAAAGAACAUAACGUUUCUUUUUCAGAGAAUGGACAUCCGUCUCUAACAUGCAAUGUCCCAUAUUGGAUUGCCUGGAUCGAAAAGAAUAAAAUCAUGUUAGAAGAAAUUAAAACACAACCUUGGUUUUAUGACCUAAAGGUAAGUUGGAAUGAAUACCAAAGUGAUUCUGAACAAAGUCUAUUGAAUGACGAUGUUCCAUCCAUGGAAAGUCAUAAAAAGGAAUUGUGGAGAAUUUGGGUAAGGAAGCAACAUUCCCUUAUGGAAGCCAACGGUCAAACAGAUUGGUUCAAACAUUUAUUGGACAACAUAGAAGAGGUGAACGGGGCGGAGAAGUUAGAACAGCAACAAUUGUGUCAAGUAUCUUAUAAACCGAACAAUCGUUUAACAGUUAAGUUGUGGAUGUUAAUCCUUGCAUUAGUAUUUGAGGAGUGUGAAAUGGAAGAAAAUGUGUGUAAUAAGGAUUUGUAUUUGGAUCAUUUAUUACAAAGUAUUUGA
Plasmodium coatneyi is the source of this 2226-nucleotide messenger RNA. Its product is annotated as SICA-like antigen. The record is from RefSeq and is a predicted model, not a curated record. The transcript is spliced from 3 exons. NCBI's taxonomy places the organism in Eukaryota, Apicomplexa, Aconoidasida, Haemosporida, Plasmodiidae. The coding region runs from base 1 to 2226 and encodes 741 amino acids.